This is a messenger RNA of Cryptomeria japonica (Japanese cedar), 3150 nucleotides long. Its product is annotated as nucleolin 1. NCBI's taxonomy places the organism in Eukaryota, Viridiplantae, Streptophyta, Pinopsida, Cupressales, Cupressaceae. The coding region runs from base 350 to 2794 and encodes 814 amino acids. The record is from RefSeq and is a predicted model, not a curated record. The transcript has 28 exons. Gene Ontology annotation, molecular function: RNA binding.
AUCUUACAAGAGAUUAGGAAUAACACCGACAAGGAAAUGCAUUAGGGUAGCCGUUGCACGCGUGUAGCCCCUCUCGAAUAAACGCUAAGAUGAUAAAAUAUCAAACCCUAAACCGGACUCCAAAAUCUCAGAAGCUGUAUUUGAUAGUGUGAUGAAUUAUAGGUUACACUCGAUAUAAAACUUUCUAUUUGGUUGAUACAACGAUUAAUAUCGAAAACCCUUGCCAGGGUUUUACAUUUCAAUUUGCUUUUAUUUCUCUGGCGUUUUAGUGGAAGCUUAAGUUUCAGGGUUUAAGCUUCUUCUUUGUCUGCGGCGGCACACUGUUAAGGCUACUUUAUAGCACUCUAAAAUGGGGAAGUCGAACAAGAAAGCUAACACCCAGGUUGCUGUAUCUGCUCCAAUUGCGACAACAAAGAAAGAUAAGAAAGGCAAGAGAGAACCAGAUACUGAACUUGCAGCACAACCAGCUUUGAAGAAACUGAAAUCUUCAAAUAAAGUUCCUCCAAAGAAGAAACCAGAGACAUCAUCUGAUAGCAGUGAUUCUGAGUCUGAAAAAGAGGAAACACAUAAAAAACUAAGUGCUUUGGUAAAGAAUGGAACACUAGCAGCGAAGAACGGGUCAGUUGCAGCUUUAAAAAAUGGUAAAGAAGAAUCAAGUGAAGACGAGUCUUCUGAUGAGGAGCCUGCAGCUAAAAUUAUUCAGUCAAAUAAGAAGAAUGCUUCAGUGCCAAUUAAAGCCAUUUCAAAGAAGAAAGAUAGCAGUUCAGAAGAAUCUGAUAGCGAAGAAUCUGAAGAAGAUAUUGUGCAAAAGAAGCCUGCAGCCAAGAUUGUUCAGCCCAAAAAGGAGGCCCUUCCCUCAGGCACUAAGAAGAAUGCUUCAAUGCCAGCUAAAGCCAUUCCAAAAAAGAAAGAUAGCAGCAGUUCUGAAGAAUCUGACAGUGAAGAAUCUGAAGAGGACACUGUGCAAAAGAAUGCUUCCGUGCCAGUGAAAGCGCCCCCAAAGGAGGGUACAAGUUCUGAAGAAUCUGACAGUGAAGAGUCUGAAGAGGAUACCGUACAAAAGAAACUUGUUUCCCAACCCAUUGCUAAAUCUGUAUCCAAACAAGAAAGCUCCAGUGAAGAAGAAACUCCUGAGGAUAGUGAUGAAGAACCUGCCCCCCAAAAAUUGAAAGCUAAGAAACUUGUUUCCAAACCUAUUGUUAAAUCUGUAUCCAAACAAGAAAGCUCCAGUGAAGAAGAAACUUCUGAGGAUAGUGAUGAAGAAUCUGCCCUCCAAAAUUUGAAAGCUAAGGUUCCUAUAACAAAUGUUAGUCAAACAAACAAAAAAAUGAGUACACUAGUGAAAGCCCCUCCAAAGAAUGAAGAGAGCAGUUCCGAAGAGUCUGAUAGUGAAGAAUCUGAGGAAGAUAUUGAUCAAAAGAAACGCAAAGUUCCAGCACCUCAAGUUACUAAACCAAACAAAAAAAUAGCAAUCUCAGAAUCUCAAAAGAAUGUGCCAGUCAAAGCUCCUUUAAAAAAGGAAGAGAGCAGUUCCGAAGAAUCUGACAGUGAGGAGUCUGAGGAGGUGAAUGUUGUUCAAAAGAAACCUGCCCCAAAACCUGCUGUUAAACAAGAAGGUAGCAGUAGUGAAGAUGACUCUUCCGACGAGAGUGAGGAAGAACCUGUACCUCAAAAGCUGAUACCAAAGAAAACUGUUACCAAACCAAUUGCUAAACAAGAGAGCAGUAGCAGCGAGGAGGGGUCUUCUUCUGAGGAGAGUGAUGAAGAGCCUGCACCUAAAAAACCAGUGCAGAAGGUCACUAAAAUGCAGCAACCUGCUAAGAAAGCUAAGGAAGAGAGCAGCUCUGAUGAGGAUGAGAGCUCGGAAGAGAGUGACGAGGAACCCAAGGCCAAGAAAGGCAUUAAGGAUACCAAACAAAAAGACAGUGAUGAGGAAAUGGAAGAUUUGGAAGAAACUCCAGCUUCUAAGAAAUCUUCAUCUCAGAAAGAUAAGUCAUUCGCACAAAACAUGUCAAAAACCCCGACAACUCCUGGUGUUACAACACUGUUUAUGGGAAAUAUCCCGUUUUCUGUAGAUGAGGAUAGCGUGUACCAAUUUUUUGAAGGUACUGGGGAUUUGGUAGAUGUUCGCCUAGCUAAGAAUGACGAUGGCUCCUUGAAGGGUUUUGGACAUAUUGAGUUUGCAACUGAAGCUGCAGCUACGAAGGCAAUGGAAAAAAAUGGAGAGGAGUUUUGUGGGCGACCUAUUAGACUUGAUCCUUCUAGACCUCGUGGAGAGCGUGGUGCAGCUUUUGGGAAUCAGGAUGGGAAUUACAGUAAUCGGCAGAGGCAAUCAUCUGGUCCAACUGCUUUUGUGAAGGGAUUCGACAGGACUCAAGAGGAAGAUUCUAUUCGUAAUAACUUGUCGGAGAAUUUCAAAAAUUGUGGAGAGAUUAUGAAUAUUCGAAUUCCGAUGGACAGGGAUUCGGGAGAGAGCAAGGGUUUUGCAUAUAUUCAGUUUAAGGAUCGAGAUGCACUCUCCAAGGCCCUAGAGUUAAGUGGUAAUGAUUUAUAUGUUGAUGAAGCAAUGGAAAGAAGUGGAGGUGGUGAUGGAGGUGGAAGAAGUGGAGGUAGAUCCUCUGGAGGAAGAGGUGGGGGUAGAUUUUCUGGAGGAAGAGGUGGGGGUAGAUUUUCUGGAGGACGAGACCGUGGUGGUGGCCGGGGUCGUGGAGGCCGAAGUGGAGGCCGUGGAACUCCAAGAUUUGAUAUUGCUUCUUCGGGAACAGGCAAAAAGACCAAGUUUGGAGACGAUUGAUAUUAUUAUUAAUUUCAGUGAAAUACUGAUUUGCUAGCAUCUCUUCAUUUAUCAGCUGAAUUUGUAUAUUAUUAUGAAUUUCAAGCUGGAGAAGCUUUUUUUGAUAGUGAAAAGUAUUUAGCUCUUUUCUCGUGGAAAAGGAAAAAAACGUAUGUAGGAAAAAUAUCUUGAGGUUUAUUUUGCAGUUCGGAGGAUUUAUAGUUUUAGUAAGAUCUAUUGUGCUCUUUGCACUUCACUUCAUACAAGAUUACUUGUGGUUCAUACAUUUAUGAGUUUACACGGCAUUAUUUAUGUAACUGCCUUGUAAGUAAGAUGAAUAAUUUCCAAAUCUUAUGUAGUCAUUUUUUUGUGGCAUA